CGCCCCUCGGCCGGCCACGCCCCUCCGGGAGACGGCGCGGCGGGAUGCGCCAGGAGCCGGGCGGCCGCGGCGGGAGGCGGCGGCGCCGGUGGCCGGUGGCCGCGCACCAUGGGGAACAAGCAGACCAUCUUCACGGAGGAGCAGCUGGACAACUACCAGGACUGCACCUUCUUCAAUAAGAAAGACAUCCUCAAGCUGCACGCCCGUUUCUACGAGCUGGCCCCCAACCUGGUGCCCAUGGACUACAGGAAGAGCCCCAUCGUCCACGUGCCCAUGAGCCUCAUCAUCCAGAUGCCGGAGCUGCGGGAGAACCCCUUCAAGGAGCGCAUUGUGGAGUCCUUCUCCGAGGACGGCGAGGGCAACCUCACCUUCGACGACUUUGUGGACAUGUUCUCCGCGCUCUGCGAGUCCGCGCCCCGCGACCUCAAGGCCAGCUACGCCUUCAAGAUCUACGACUUCAACACCGACAACUUCAUCUGCAAGGAGGACCUGGAGAUGACGCUGGCGCGGCUCACCAAGUCGGAGCUGGAGGAGGACGAGGUGGUGCUGGUGUGCGACAAGGUCAUCGAGGAGGCCGACCUGGACGGCGACGGCAAGCUGGGCUUCUCCGACUUCGAGGACAUGAUCGCCAAGGCGCCCGACUUCCUCAGCACCUUCCACGUCCGGAUCUAAGGACACGGCCGAGGUCCGGGCCCGAUGCCCACCGCCGUCCGCCUCUGCUGUCCGCACGGCUCCGCACGGCUCUGCCCUCCCAGCCGGCGGGACGGGAGCUGGGCCUCCGGGCUGACCCACGGGCACGCCCUGGGCCCUUUCAGCAAAAAGCCCUCCUCCACGGGCAGGGCAGGGGGAGGAGCGGGCCCCAGGGCGCCCCUCACAGGCCCUCCCUCUGCCCAGCCGCCCCUGUGCCCGGUC
Molecule: messenger RNA, 912 nt
Organism: Pipistrellus kuhlii (Kuhl's pipistrelle)
Lineage: Eukaryota; Metazoa; Chordata; Mammalia; Chiroptera; Vespertilionidae
Gene: CIB2
Product: calcium and integrin binding family member 2
Exons: 6
Coding region: 109-672 (187 amino acids)
Molecular function (GO): calcium ion binding
Source: RefSeq, a predicted model, not a curated record